AUGGAUACAGCUUUAGAGGUGCUUGACCUUCAUUCAAUUUUAACUCCUAUCAAUUUAAAAACUAUUGAAACAAAAUUUAAUCCUUAUAAAAAUAAUCAAAUAUAUUUUGAAUGGUAUAAUUUUGAUUAUGAUUCGACAUUUCAAAAUUUACAAGAAAGUGGGUCAGACUACACGGCUUAUAAAAGUUUAAAGCAUAAAUAUAACUCUGGAAAAAAAUCAUUGCCGUGGAUUAUGGGAUUUCUUAAUCAUGACAAUGUUCUUUUUUUACAAAAUAUAGUAACACGUCAUUAUCCUCAUAUAUUCGAUCAAUAUAACAAAACUAUAAAAGCAUUUCAAAAAGAAACUAAAUUAGAAAAUACUGUAAAACGCGUGGCUCGCGAGCUUGAUAAUAAAAUGGAUGAAAAUGAAUUACAAAUUACUAAUAGAAUUUUACUUGAACGCCAAGGCAAAUAUUUAACUCCACAAGAAACCCAGGCGUUAAUAGUAAAGUAUAAUGAAUUAGUUCAAAAAAAUUAUAUCUUAAAUCGAAAAAUCCAUCGGCUUCAACAAAAAAUUACUGAACUAACUAAUGAUAAUGAACAAUUUGAUACUGAAAAAAAUUCUAGUAAGCUAUUAGAAAUAAUAGAAGAAAAUAUUAAUAAAGUUAAACUCGGAUCAACUAUUUUUGUAGACUCAAAAAAAUAUCUUUUAUUAGUUUUUUCACAACCAUGUAUCAAUUGCGGCAACAAUCAAAUUUCUAAACGUACACAUAUCGUUGAUACUAUUGGGUUUUCAGUAAAAUGUCAAAUUAUUUGUCAUUUAUGUG
Molecule: messenger RNA, 805 nt
Organism: Dentiscutata heterogama
Lineage: Eukaryota; Fungi; Glomeromycota; Glomeromycetes; Diversisporales; Gigasporaceae
Source: the annotation of a GenBank genome assembly